AUGAAGCAUGGUGAAUUUUUUUAUAAAUCUAAUGGCUCAAAAAACGGUGUUCAUUAUUACAUCUGCUCCAGUCCAAAUGUGGUUUGCAAAGCCACAUUAAAAAGAAAAAGUGAUGGAACAUUUGUGUUGGGUAAGGCACAUACCCAUGAAAUGAGUACUAACGCGGAAAAGAUCACAAAAACCGAUUUUAGGAAGGUCCUAGUUGACAGAGCUGUUGUUGAAACUACCCAACUCAAAGUAAUCUACGACGAAGAAGCUAUCAGAAAUCCAGAUGCCGCUAUUCUUUAUCCUUGGCCAACAGCUGAAUCAUCAAUGCGUUGUGCAAGACGCAAAAAUGUUCCAGCAAUACCAGUUACGUUAAAUGCACUUGGAGAAAUGUUGGAUGAAAAUCAGAAUUUAUUUAAAUGCAACGACCAUCCAUUUUUCCAAGAGAGCAUAGUUGACGACCAUGGUAAAUGCCAUAUAAUGUUUGCUUGCCCAGAGGUCAUUAAUGAAGUAGUUUUGAACGGAGGAAUAGAAAUGCAUGCUGAUGCUACUUUUAAAGUAGUGCCGUCUAUGCCUAAGUGCUAUCAGCUAUUUAAUAUCCAUAUGAUUAUUCAGAACCACUCAAUUCCUGUUUGCUACGUGUUAAUGGAAAGUAAAACCCAAGUGGCAUAUCAAAAGGUCAUAACCCAUUUUAAAACAAUAUUUCCAAAUAUUCAGCCAUCAAAAAUAAUGACGGAUUACGAAAUUGGUUUGAGAAAUGCGUUUACAAAUGUGUAUCCCAAUGCAGAAAUAGUUGCAUGUUGGUUUCAUUAUGUACAGAGUUUAUGGAAAAAUAUUAAAAAACUAAACUAUACUAUAUAUAUAAGAGACAACGCAGUUGCUAAAAUGUGCCUUAAAAUGGUAAUGGUACUCGCACUGCUUCCUGCAAAUGAGAUUGAUUUGGGAUUCCAGGAAAUAAAAAAUCACGCAAGAAUUAAUAACAUUAAUCUAACAAGGUUUUUCAAUUAUUAUUCUCGUCAUUGGCUUAUUCGGAUAGGACCUAAUACUUUUUCUGUACAUGGCCAAGCUCGACGCACUAAUAACAAUAUAGAAAGCUUUCAUAAUACAUUAAAAGAUAAAUUUCAAGUGUGUCAUCCAAAUCUAUGGAAAGUAUUAGGUCAUUUAAGUGACUCCAGUAAAGUACAACAUAUUGUUAUUGAACAACUGGCAAGAGGAAUGCAAGUCACGCGAUCAAUAAAACCUAAAUAUAUAUUGAAUUCCAAACGAAUCAAAAUGGCAAAUGAACAACUAACCCUUGGUAUAAUUACUAGAAAAGAAUUUUUAAUAAAAUGUUCUUAUGCAGUUGACGGUUACAUUUCAAGAGAGGGAAAUUGGACAAGAUAUUUUGAAAAUAUUGAUGGUAAUGAAGUUGAAACUUCUUCUGAAGAUGAAAAUGCUGCACUACCGUUAAUUCCAGUACAGCAAGUUCCACUCAAUGAAGAAAACAUAGAUUAUGACCAGAACGAACAAAUAAAUGAAAUUGAGAACAGCGAUUCUAAUGUUAGUGCUUUUUCAAUUGUGUUAAGACCUGAAAGAAGGGAAGCAGUGGUAUCUAAUGAACCUAUUGUGAAUGAAGAGCUUCCUAACAGAGCUAUAAUUAAUGAAAACCCUGAGCCAGAAGAACAUAACUGGGAUGAACGUGAUUUUCUUGUUCCUGAAGAUUUAGCGUUAGAAAUGUGGCAGGAAGUGUAUGGUAGGGAUGAACCCCUGGAUAUUCCAUAUGUCCAAGUUAAUCGUAACUAUCAAGAAGGAAUUCUGAAUAAUGAAGUAGUUUGUGUCGUGUGUAGAGAUAGUUUAAGAACACACGCACUAAUACCUUGUGGUCACAAAGUACUGUGUGAAGAAUGCGUCAACCAGCUACUCGAUAAACGUUGUCCCAUUUGCAAUACUGAGUAUACUUUAGCUAUUCGCAUCUGGGAAUAG
This is a messenger RNA of Aphis gossypii (cotton aphid), 1947 nucleotides long. RefSeq lists its product as uncharacterized. The transcript has 11 exons. The coding region runs from base 1 to 1947 and encodes 648 amino acids. The record is from RefSeq and is a predicted model, not a curated record. NCBI's taxonomy places the organism in Eukaryota, Metazoa, Arthropoda, Insecta, Hemiptera, Aphididae.